AUGGACUGGAGAAGAGCAAUUCAGCGGCGGACCAGGAGUAUAAAAAGCCCACGACCUCUCAAGGAGUGGAGCAGGGUUGCUUUGGAGCUCUUUCUUUGUUGCUACGACUGGACCCCUCCCCAGCAGCCUGAGGGGCUUCCCUGCCGGGAUACCACACCCUCCACUACAGCUGAGCUGCGCCCUAACCAAGUGCCUGCUGAAGGUAACCGCAGCGGCCUGAGGAGCUCACCUGCCGGGAUACCGGACCCUCCACUACAGCUGAGCUGCGUCCUAGCCAAGCGCCUGCUGAAGGCAAUGGAGCACUUUCUGACGGAGCAUCCCUGCCUCCCACUAUGCAGAGCAGAAGAUGUUGAGUCUUGGACCUAUCGCAUGAGAAGAGAGUUGCAGGAAAUAGUACCUGGAUUAUUUCUUGGCCCAUAUUCUUCUGCUAUGAAAAAUAAGCUCCCUGAAUUGCAAAACCGUGGAAUAACCCAUGUCAUAUGCGUAAGGCAAAGCCUUGAAGCCAAAUUUAUCAAGCCUAACUUCCCGCAGAUCUUGAGGUAUUUAGUUUUGGAGAUAGCAGAUACUCCAGUUGAAAACAUAGUUCGCUUUUUCGCCAUAAGUAAAGAAUUUAUUGAUGGAAGCUUGCAAGGAGGAGGAAAAGUACUCGUCCAUGGAAAUGCAGGGAUUUCCAGAAGUGCUUCCUUGGUUAUUGCAUAUGUUAUGGAAACAUUCAGAAUGAAGUUCAACGAUGCCUUUAUCCUUGUGAAGGGAAAAAGAUACUGUGUUUAUCCUAAUGCUGGAUUUGUCCGCCAACUUCAGGAAUAUGAAGACAUUUAUCUUGCAAAAUUAGCUGUACAACCAUCGCCACUGAAAAAGGAACAAGGGGUAUCUUUUCAAGCUGAUACAAGUGGCAACUUGAAGCCAAGGCAUGAAGAGGAAGAGGAAGAGGAACCUGGAACUAAAUACAGGGCAGUUGUGUAG
This is a messenger RNA of Trichosurus vulpecula (common brushtail), 963 nucleotides long. RefSeq names its product serine/threonine/tyrosine-interacting protein-like. Gene Ontology annotation, molecular function: protein tyrosine/serine/threonine phosphatase activity; F-box domain binding. The transcript has a single exon. Lineage: Eukaryota; Metazoa; Chordata; Mammalia; Diprotodontia; Phalangeridae. The record is from RefSeq and is a predicted model, not a curated record. Gene Ontology annotation, biological process: regulation of ERK1 and ERK2 cascade; negative regulation of protein binding; negative regulation of SCF-dependent proteasomal ubiquitin-dependent catabolic process. Gene Ontology annotation, cellular component: cytoplasm; nucleoplasm. The coding region runs from base 1 to 963 and encodes 320 amino acids.